This is a messenger RNA of Halteromyces radiatus, 838 nucleotides long. RefSeq lists its product as uncharacterized. The transcript is spliced from 3 exons. Lineage: Eukaryota; Fungi; Mucoromycota; Mucoromycetes; Mucorales; Cunninghamellaceae. The record is from RefSeq and is a predicted model, not a curated record. The coding region runs from base 70 to 489 and encodes 139 amino acids.
UUUUUUCUUUUUUUUUCUUUUUUCUUUUUUUGAUUGAUAUACCUAAACUUGAAAAACAUAUUAGAUAACAUGACUGAAACAUUGGAACGCUCUCAAGAUCUUGAAUCUCUCUGUUAUCUUGAAACCAUGUUUCAAGAACAUGGUUUUGAUGAUGGUUAUCGCGAUGGGGAAAAGUCGGGUGAACUUGAAGGACGUAUUUUCGGUUGUGAAAAAGCAUACGAAUUAGGACGUGAAAUUGGUUUUUAUUCUGGAUGUAUUGAUACUUGGACUGAAUUGGCUACUCUUCAUCCUGAUAAGAUUAAUCCUAGAGCUCUUCGACAUAUGGAAACCUUACGCACCAUGAUAUCUGACUUUCCAACUACUAAUAGUCCAGACGCUGAUAUGUAUGCCUUACGUGACAAAAUGAAAAACAAAAUGCGUGUGAUCACUUCUUUGCUUAACGUUCAACAAAAAUAUAUCAUGACGGAACCUCCCAAGAUGACCUAUUGAAAUUAUCUCCUUUCCCUGCUUCUAUCUUGGUGGAUCAGCACCACACUACUGCGUCCUUUUUUUUUAUUUAUCCAAUAUACUCACAUUUACUCUUGUUUAACAACUCAAGUGUCCAAAAAAGUACAAGUUGUGCCUUUGGUUAUGAAAUGCGUGUAUCAAAUGGUGAUUGGAUGUCAAUAUUGUGUGGAUAGUUAGUAGUUCGUAUCUAUGAUAGGUUUUAGUGCAUUUUCUUUUUUUCAUAUCUUUUUUUUUAAAUAAAUUUUGGUAAAUUCAUGCUUUAGAUUGUAAAGGACCUGUGGCUUUUUGUGGUGACUUUUUUUUUCCCGCUUCAAAUAAUAUUUCACCUCAG